Zea mays is the source of this 3172-nucleotide messenger RNA. RefSeq lists its product as uncharacterized. NCBI's taxonomy places the organism in Eukaryota, Viridiplantae, Streptophyta, Magnoliopsida, Poales, Poaceae. The record is from RefSeq and is a predicted model, not a curated record. The coding region runs from base 1320 to 2711 and encodes 463 amino acids. The transcript is spliced from 7 exons.
AUGUGUGCGUCUGGCGAAGGCAACAGGGGCCGAAGUGUCAACGUGUGGCUGCAAUCCACCUCCGCAUUCACUCCACGCGCACGCCGCUAUACGCGACGCUGCCGAGCGCAUCGCCGCCGGUCCCUCCCUCACUUCCUGUGCCUGUUCUCAGCCCGCCGCUUCUCAGUCCACUUCUGCCGCAGCCCCUCUUCUCUCGGUCUAGAGAUCCGUCCGGGCGCGGCAGCCUCGCUUUCGUUUCGGUAAGCAAUCAUACUCGAGCUUGCUUGGAUUCCCUAGUCCGAAGGGCUUUGUUGGCAAUCGAACCCUAAAAUCCUUCUUCUGAUUCGUUCAGUUAGUUGUAGAUUUGUGUGCUGACGGAUGCCCUGCUAAUCCAAUACAUCGAUCCGUGGCCUGUCUAGAUUUUUGUUCUUGAAAACGGGCAAGGUCGACAUGAGUUGACAGUGUACGAGUUCUUGCUUUCUUGUUAUCUAAUCAAGGUGUUGGUGCAGCUUGUUUACCAAAAUUUAGGGGGUCACGUGAAGCCUGUCCCUGCUUCAGGAGGGGCGAAUGUUCCUUCUUCCAAAUUCCCAGUUCGCGAUGUUUUUUCCCCUUAUGGAUGGUCAAUGGUGCAGUAGCUGGCGUCAAAUACUUUUAGAAUAGAGCCUUUUCUAUCUGAUGUACCAAUGCUAGAAUAAAACUCAUUUGUUCAUAACUGGAUCCCUCAAGCAAUAGUAGUUCUUAAUCUUCUACCUUUGUUGAAUUGUGAAAUAUGACACUGUGCUUGCGCUAGUUUGAAGUCCAACCCAGGAGUGAUUAGUGGUGUUCAGCUCAGUACCGUAGUUCUGCUUUGAGCAUGUUUGGUGUCCGGUGUCCAUUUUCGUCUGCCUCAAUCUGAAUCUUUAUGUUUACCUUUUUUCCCCACUUUCAGCAUAAUCCAAAUUCUAUUUGACAUGUUACCUUUUUCAUCCAUACCUGUGAUUUGGAUUUAUGACUUAUCUUGCUGUAAUUUCCUUUGACCUGAUUGUUUAGUCGUGUUGAAGAAUGUAGUAUCUGUGGUAGCAUGGCCAUGAGAAGCCAGUGAUUUUGAGUUUUCUUUGUCGUUAUUUUUCUAAGUUAGUUCCGCUUAAUAUAUCAUGAUCAAGGCCAGUUAUUUAAUUCUUAGAAGCGGUCUGUGCUUCUGUUAAGUUUCUAUUUGCAGAAAUCUAGCUUUUACUACCAUGCCCAAUUAUGUCUAAUAGGCACGGAGAACAAUCACUUUAGAAGACUUGUACUCCUUGGCGUGUCAUACUCUUUGUAACAAUCUUACCAUUCUUGAGAAGAGGUACAUCUGUCCGUCAGCAAUGUCCAUAGAAGAGAGGAAGAUAAGUGUGAUAAGCAAGAGCAUUGCGCUAAAUCCAAAUGCAGAGGAAUUUGUUCCUUCAUCCCUUAGAUCUGUCAAUGAUUCCUCCAAGAGAUCAUAUGCAACUACGGUUGUCUCAGGGAUAUCUAAAGAAUCCAGCACUGACAAGCCAGAGUCAAUUUUACGAAGUAACUCUGAUGAAGAAGCACAUCAGUACUGGCAGCAACAGCUCCCUGACGACAUUACCCCUGAUUUCAAAGUCAUGGGACAAGAUGAAAGUCCUGGACCUGACAGUCUAUCACUCACAGACCUGUCCAUAAAUGAUGGCAUUGGCACAUCAAUAUUUUCUCCGAACCAGACACUGAGCAUGCAGCACCGUGCUUCGCCUUUUAUCAGGGACAAACUAAAUACACACCCAAAGAUUAACUUGUCUAUCCCAACUUAUAUGGAUGAACGGUCCCAAGCCACAAUUUUGAGUCCAACUGCAGGUUCCAUGAGUCCAAAUGCUGCUCCAUGGGUGAAGACUCUAAGGAAUGGGGGACAUUAUAACACAAGCAUAAGGGAUGCCAGUCAGUACAAUGGAGAUUCUAGCAUUGGAGCUUCAUUGCACAACCUUACUGAUGCAUAUCAUGGAAGCAGGCGCAGCUUAAGCUCGACUAUGGAUAUCAUGAAUCAGCUGGAGAGUAAAGUCGAUGGACGACGCAGUCAGAACCUCAGGUCACUAUCAUUUGGAAAUUCAAGUCCUACAUCACCAGCAUCAUAUGCCCAAAAUGGUCUUGGAAACUAUGGUAAUGAAGCUUUUUAUCUGCCAAACAGUCCAUAUAGAUCUCAUUCAGCUAUACUCACAGAUUAUAUUGUUUCAUCUUCAGCUGGACGUGAACACGUAUCCCUCGAUGUUCCUAGAGGAAGGUACAAGACGACUAGUUUGCCUGUUCCUGGUCUUGGUUCAAGCAGAGGUUAUCAGUUGUUGGGUGGCUCAUAUAAUGGAAACCAUGAUAUGAUCUCAACCAAUACCCCACAAAACAUGGCUGGAAUUCAGACAGGACCAGCUUGGCUUGAAAGUGACGCUGAGGCAAGCACAUAUUUGGAAUCAAAGGAUGAAGUUCAUGAUUUUGCAAGCCUGCGACAUGCAGUUCUUGAACAGGAGCUAUACAGUAUACAAAGCCUGUUGGCUCAGGAGAAGGCUAGAGAAACAACAUAUCGACAAAGAUUACAAACACCACAAUUGCAAGGCCUCAUCCAGGAGCAAAAUCCCCCAAUCGAUCUCUGUGGUCUUCACAUCAGCGAGGCAAUACACGUCCUGAACUACGAGCUCAACAACCGAAGAAAGAUCGUGAGAUCAACCGGUCGCCGACUCCAGGUGCAACCAGGCCUGCUCCGCAUCCUGCUCUAGUAAUGGAACUGGUCGUCCUAGCUGUUGUUCACAACUGGAUCAGAUGAAAAAGAAGGGAAAAAGAAAAGAAAAGAAAAGAUAAGUUGACCUGUACUUUUGUAUAUGGCAGAGAUUGCUAGCAGGAUAGUAGCGUUAAGAACUUAAGAUAGCUCAUGUAACAUUCAUGUCAGGCUUUUUGUCAGCAAAUGUAUACGUCUUAAAAUUUGGGAGUUAGGGAAUAUUCUCGUUGUCUUUGGUGCCGGUGGAUGCACACGGCAUAGCGUCUUCACAGAAUCACAAUCAUAUUCUCGAUCACAAUCUUCGGUGCUGGUGGAUGCUUAAGUUCUGUUCCUGCUGGUGAAUUCAAAUUGUGAGUAAUGCCUGGUCGAUGCAUUAGUUCUUCACAAUAGUCGAUUCAAAUUGUGCGUUGUUAGAUUAUUGUUUUGUAUUUUGUCUAAGUGUAAUGGGCAUUGGUUAGUCUA